Messenger RNA from Penicillium odoratum, 387 nucleotides. RefSeq names its product nuclear transport factor 2 family protein. The transcript has a single exon. The record is from RefSeq and is a predicted model, not a curated record. NCBI's taxonomy places the organism in Eukaryota, Fungi, Ascomycota, Eurotiomycetes, Eurotiales, Aspergillaceae. The coding region runs from base 1 to 387 and encodes 128 amino acids.
AUGCCGUCGAUUGAUGACCGUACUCGGGAGGAUCUUCUCAACAAGGAACGCGAUCUCUGGGCUGCCCUUACAUCCGCUGACCCAGCGCCGGCCGUCCAGAAAAUGUGCAACUCCAAAGUUAAUAUGAUAUUCCCGCAAAUUCCUAUUCUUACCUUAGAGGAUGAGUCUACUUUCAAGGACGCUUUGGAGCUACCGUUUCGCCGCUUCGAAACUUACCAGCUGAAUAUAGCUCAAACGAUCAUUAUCGGACUUAUGGCUGGUGUCAUGACGUACGAGGUGCGCGCCAUAAGGGAGGGGAGCGAGUAUCGAGCCACGGCUUCAACUACCUGGUGUCAAGAUUCCGAUGGCGAGUGGCGGGUUGCUUGCCAUCAGGAGACUUUACUGUAG